AGGGUUUACCCCUUCCAUCUUAAGCAGGAUAUUCUAGGAUCUCUCAGUCUCACAGCUCUGCCCACCAAUAACCAGCAGAAAGCGGUUCGACAAUUGGUCCUUCUUUUGGCCCCUCCUGUGAAGCCCGCGGAUUGGACGGCUGAGUCUGGCUACACAGGCCUCCGCGGGAGCGCGGCCGGGCCAAUCAGGAGCUUGGCGUAUUUUACAAACUGAGGAAGUAGCUCCAGCCGUAUCCGAGAGAGUCAGGCGAAAAGCGGAGAAAGCUGGGUCGGCCCUGAGGGGCUCUCGGUAAGCCAUCAUGACCACCCGGCAAGCCACGAGGGAUCCCCUCCUCCGGGGUGUAUCUCCUACCCCUAGCAAGAUUCCGGUACGCUCUCAGAAACGCACGCCUUUCCCCACUGUUACAUCGUGCGCCCUGGACCAGGAGAACCAAGAUCCAAGGAGAUGGUUGCAGAAACCACCGCUCAAUAUUCAACGCCCCCUCGUUGAUUCAGCAGGCCCUAGGCCCAAAGCCAAGCACCAGGCAGAGACAUCACAAAGAUUGGUGGGGAUCCCUCAGCCUCGGAACCCCUUGGAGGAGCUCAGGCCUAGCCCUAGGGGUCAAAAUGUGGGGCCUGGGCCCCCUGCCCAGACAGAGGCUCCAGGGACCAUAGAGUUUGUGGCUGACCCUGCAGCCCUGGCCACCAUCCUGUCAGGUGAGGGUGUGAAGAGCUGUCACCUGGGGCGCCAGCCUAGUCUUGCUAAGAGAGUACUGGUUCGAGGAAGUCAGGGAGGCACCACCCAGAGGGGCCAGGGUGUUCGGGCCUCUGCAUAUUUGGCCCCCAGAACUCCCACUCACCGACUGGACCCUGCCAGGGCUUCCUGCUUCUCAAGGCUGGAGGGACCAGGACCUCGAGGCCAGACUUUGUGCCCCCAGAGGCUACAGGCUCUGAUUUCACCUUCAGGACCUUCCUUUCACCCUUCCACUCGCCCCAGUUUCCAGGAGCUAAGAAGGGAGACAGCUGGCAGCAGCCGGACUUCAGUGAGCCAGGCCUCAGGAUUGCUCCUGGAGACCCCAGUCCAGCCUGCUUUCUCUCUCCCUAAAGGAGAACAUGAGGUUGUCACUCGCUCAGAUGAAGGAAGUGUGGCCUCUCUUGGUCUGGCCCAGCGAGUACCAUUAAGAGAAAACCGAGAAAUGACACAUACCAGGGACAGCCGUGACUCCCACCUGAUGCCCUCCCCUGCCCCUGUGGCCCAGCCCUUGCCUGGCCAUGUGGUGCCAUGUCCAUCACCCUUUGGACGGGCUCAGCGUGUACCCUCCCCAGGCCCUCCAACUGUGACCUCAUAUUCAGUGUGGCGGCGUCUCACCAUUCAACCUAAAACCCGAUUCACGCCCAUGCCAUCAACCCCCAGAGUUCAGCAGGCCCGGUGGCUGAGUGGUGUUUCCCCUCAGUCCUGCUCUGAAGAUCCUGCCCUGCCCUGGGAGCAGGUUGCCGUCCGGUUGUUUGACCAGGAGAGUUGUAUAAGGUCACUGGAGGGGUCUGGGAAACCACCUGUGGCCACUCCUUCGGGACCCCACUCUAACAGAACCCCCAACCUCCAGGAGGUGAAGAUUCAACGCAUCGGUAUCCUGCAGCAGCUGUUGAGACAGGAGAUAGAGGGGCUGGUAGGGGGCCAGUGUGCCCCCCUUAAUGGAGGCUCUUCUCUGGAUAUGGUUGAACUUCAGCCCCUGCUGACUGAGAUUUCUAGAAAUCUGAAUGCCACAGAGCAUAACUCUGGGACUUCCCACCUUCCUGGAUUGUUAAAAUGCUCAGGGCUGCCAAAGCCCUGCCUUCCAGAGGAGUGCGGGGAACCACAGCCCUGCCCUCCAGUGAAGCCUGGGCCGCCAGAGGCCGUCUGUAGGAGUGAGCCUGAGACACCAGAGCCCUCCCCCCAGGAACAGCUUGAGGUACCAGACCCCUGCCCUCCAGCAGAACCCAGGCCCCCAGAGUCCUGCUGUAGGAGUAAGCCUGAGAUACCAGAGCCCUCCCGCCAGGAACAGCUUGAGGUACCAGAGCCCUGCCCUCCAGCAGAACCCAGGCCCCCAGAGUCUUGCUGUAGGAGUGAGCCUGAGAUACCAGAGCCCUCUCAGCAGGAACAGCUUGAGGUACCAGAGCCCUGCCCUCCAGCAGAACCCAGUCCCCUUCAGCCUAGCACCCAGGGGCAGUCUGGACCCCCAGAGCCCUACCCUAGGGUAGAGCUGGGGGCAUCAGAGCCCUGCACCCUGGAACAUAGAAGUCCAGAGUCCAGCCUACCACCCUGCUGCAGUCAGUGGGCUCCAGCAACCACCAGCCUGAUCUUCUCUUCCCAACACCCGCUUUGUGCCAGCCCCCCUAUCUGCUCACUCCAGUCUCUGAGAACGGCAGGCCAGGCAGGCCUCAGCAGUCUGGCCCCUCGAACCCUAGCCCUGAGGGAGCGCCUCAAAUCGUGUUUAACCGCCAUCCACUGCUUCCAUGAGGCUCGUCUGGACGAUGAGUGUGCCUUUUACACCAGCCGAGCCCCUCCCUCAGGCCCCACCCGGGUCUGCACCAACCCUGUGGCUACAUUACUCGAAUGGCAGGAUGCCCUGUGUUUCAUUCCAGUUGGCUCUGCCCCCCGGGGCUCUCCAUCAUGAGACAACCACUCCUGCCCUACCGUGCUUCUUCCUUUUAGCCCUUAUUUAUUGUCGGUCUGCCCAUGGGACUGGGAGCCGACCACUUUUGUCCUCAAUAAAGUUUCCAAAGUA
Mandrillus leucophaeus (drill) is the source of this 2743-nucleotide messenger RNA. It is a transcript of the gene TROAP, whose product is annotated as trophinin associated protein. The record is from RefSeq and is a predicted model, not a curated record. Bases 299 to 2632 code for a protein of 777 amino acids. The transcript has 16 exons. NCBI's taxonomy places the organism in Eukaryota, Metazoa, Chordata, Mammalia, Primates, Cercopithecidae.